This is a messenger RNA of Prunus dulcis (almond), 1440 nucleotides long. RefSeq names its product ribonucleoside-diphosphate reductase small chain A. The record is from RefSeq and is a predicted model, not a curated record. NCBI's taxonomy places the organism in Eukaryota, Viridiplantae, Streptophyta, Magnoliopsida, Rosales, Rosaceae. Gene Ontology annotation, molecular function: oxidoreductase activity. Gene Ontology annotation, biological process: deoxyribonucleotide biosynthetic process. The transcript has 9 exons. The coding region runs from base 166 to 1209 and encodes 347 amino acids.
ACAAAAAGAACUAAAUAAAUAAAUAAAUAAAAAGUAAAUAAAAUCUAUCCGGAACAUAGGAGACCGGCCUUGUCUGAUACGCUAUCCCAUCAAAUUCAACCUCGUCAGUGUUUCUCCUUGGAGGUUUUUGUAGGGUUUCUCUCUAAACCCACAAACCCAGCGAAAAUGGGUUCUCUGGAAAAUGGGAUAGAGGGAGCUACAAAUGGCAGAGAAGAGCAUGAAGAAGAAACAGAGCAAGAGCCAAUAUUAAUGGAGCAAUCUGAGAGGUUUUGUAUGUUUCCUAUUAGGUACAAGCAAGUCUGGGAGAUGUACAAGAAGGCUAUGGCCAGUUUUUGGACUGCUGAGGAGGUUGAUCUCUCCCAGGAUGUACAGCAGUGGGAUGCUUUGUCUGACUCCGAAAAGCACUUUGUAAGUCAUGUCCUGGCAUUUUUUGCCGCAUCUGAUGGGAUUGUUUUGGAGAAUUUGGCUGCAAGAUUUCUAAACGAUGUUCAGAUUCCAGAGGCCCGGGCAUUCUAUGGAUUUCAACUUGCAAUGGAGAAUAUUCAUUCUGAGAUGUACAGCUUGCUUUUGGAGACAUAUAUCAAGGAUUCAAUGGAGAAACAUAGAUUGUUCAAUGCAAUUGAAAGCAUUCCUUGUGUCUCUAGGAAGGCUAAGUGGGCGUUGGAUUGGAUACACAGUUCCAAUUCAUUUGCAGAGAGACUUGUUGCUUUUGCAUGUGUUGAAGGAAUCUUCUUCUCCGGAAGCUUCUGUGCCAUAUUCUGGCUUAAAAAGAGGGGCUUAAUGCCAGGUUUGACAUUCUCAAAUGAGCUUAUCUCCAGAGAUGAGGGACUCCAUUGUGAUUUCGCUUGUCUUCUGUACAGUUUGUUACGGAAGCAAUUACCUUGGCAAAAAGUUCAUGGCAUUGUACAUGAAGCUGUCGAGAUUGAGAUCGAGUUUGUUUGUGAGGCCCUCCCAUGUGCAUUGAUUGGCAUGAACUCAGAUCUCAUGAGCCAGUACAUAAAAUUUGUUGCUGAUCGACUCUUGGUUGCAUUAGGGUACCAGAGGAAGUACAAUGUGGAAAAUCCUUUUGAUUGGAUGGAGUUUAUUUCUUUGCAAGGAAAGACGAACUUUUUUGAGAGAAGGGUGGGUGACUAUCAAAAAGCAUCUGUUAUGUCAGGCCUCCAAGAUGGUGGAAAGAAUUUCAUCUUCAAGAUGGACGCAGACUUCUAGUCAUCAAUUUGUUGCAACUUUCUCCAGCAUUGUACUGAAAUGCCGGAUUUGUAAUCAAAAUUUUGUCACUCUUCUUUGUGCCAGCAAUUUGUAUAUUGUAUUUCAAGGGAUAUAUAUAAUGUCAUAGUCUGACUGAAGUUGUAUUAAUUUAUGCCAAGCCGUCCUUAGCUCGGGGUGGUUGUCAUUAUCAGUAAAGAAUUUUGUUAUCUAUAAUUUAAAAUUUCAUUAUAA